Molecule: messenger RNA, 2085 nt
Organism: Tripterygium wilfordii
Lineage: Eukaryota; Viridiplantae; Streptophyta; Magnoliopsida; Celastrales; Celastraceae
Product: arginine-glutamic acid dipeptide repeats protein
Exons: 3
Coding region: 182-1789 (535 amino acids)
Source: RefSeq, a predicted model, not a curated record
UCACUCAACACAACACGAAGAGCCUUCCUUUGCCCUCAAGCCAAGUAUAUUCUCUGUGUGUUAUAUCCUUUCACAUUAUCUUUAUCUCUCUAUAUCUUUACGAGUUUCUGUGUUGAAACCGUAAUCAGUUUCUCUCUCCGAACCCGAGAUCUGCUAUUUGACCGUCGAUCUUCGUAGAGUAAUGGCAUCUGGCUCAUCGGGUCGGCCCAACUCCGGUUCCAAGGGCUUCGAUUUCGCUUCUGAUGACGUUCUUUGUUCUUAUGAGGACUAUAUUAAUAACCAGGACGCCUCCAACGGAGGCCACUCGUCCGAUCCUGUUGUCGGGACUAAUUCCAGCAAGGAUUUUCAUAAAAGCAGAAUGACCCGAUCUUCAGUGUUUCCUGCUACUUCCUAUAGUCAGCCAGAGGACUCUUUCAACCAAGAUGUAUCUUCUAUUGUUGAAAAAAGCAUGAAAAAAUAUGCUGACAAUCUCAUGCGCUUUCUUGAAGGAAUCAGUUCACGGCUCUCGCAGUUGGAACUCUACUGCUACAACGUUGAUAAAUCAAUUGGAGAAAUGCGAUCUGAUUUAGCUCGUGACCAUGAGGAGGCAGAUUCAAAGCUUAAAUCUCUUGAGAAACAUCUUCAAGAGGUCCACAGGUCUGUUCAGAUCCUGAGGGACAAGCAAGAGCUUGCUGAUACUCAGAAAGAAUUGGCCAAGCUUCAGCUUGUUCAGAAAGAGUCAUCUUCUUCAAGCCAGUCUCAAUCCAAUGAAGAGAAAUAUUCACCACCUGCCUCUGAUGCCAAGAAAACUGAAAACUCUCUGGAAGUGCACAACCAGCAGUUAGCUCUUGCCCUGCCUCAUCAGGUUGCUCCGCCGCAGCAGCCGAUAGUAUUCCCCUCUCAGCCUGCUCCCCAGAAUGUGAUCCAGCAACAACCCUAUUAUUUAACUGCGAACCAGCUACCAACUCCUGUACCCCAUUCCCAACACUCCCAGAGUCAGUACCUGCCUUCUGAUCCUCAAUAUCGGACUUCUCCAAUGCAGGAGAUGUCGAGGGUACCGCAGCCAGCACAAUCUCAAGUAAAUCAAACACCGCCCGUCCAAUCCUUCCCUCAGUAUCAGCAGCAAUGGCCACAGCAAGUACCUCAGCAGGUGCCACCACCCCAGCAGCCCUCUAUUCAACCACAGGUUAGACCCCAAUCAUCAACAGUUUAUCCUUCCUACCCUACUGGACAAUCAACAAAUGCAUCUCCAGAGACGCUGCCCAGCAGCAUGUCAAUGCAAGUGCCAUUUUCAUCCACUCCGCAACCUGUAUCCAGCCGUGCUGAUGCCAUGCCUUAUGGGUAUACUGCAGCAGGUAGGACUGGUCCACAGCAGCCUACACAACAAGUGAAGGUUCCUUUUGGAGUACAACCAGGUGAUGGUUAUGCAGUUGCUGGCCCCCACCAAGGGCUGCCCCCACCUCCUGGGAGUGCAUAUAUGAUGUAUGACAGUGAAGGAGCUAGAGCACAUCAUCAACCUCAGCAACCUCACUUCCCACAGGGUGGAUAUCCGCCCACGAAUCUAUCUCUUCAGAAUCCACAGCCAUCUGCAGCUGCUAUGGUGCAAACUCCAAACCAUUCGCAAUUUACACGCAACCAUCCUCUCAAUGAAUUGAUUGAGAAAUUGGUGAGCAUGGGUUUCCGGGGUGAUCAUGUUGUCAGUGUAAUUCAGAGGAUGGAGGAGAGCGGCCAGCUUGUGGAUUUUAAUUCUGUACUUGACAGGCUGAAUGUGCAUUCUUCUGGGAGUUCUCAGCCUCAGAGAGGGUGGUGAAGAGAAAGGUGGUGUGAUCGUGAUUGUGUGCUUCUAGCGUUUGAAUAAAGUCUGGCGUCAUGCGCACCUUCUUACUUCUUAGUAGAUCGGUGUGCAUACUUAUUGUAUAUUUUGUGCACGCGUUACCUAUAUUUUAAUGGUUCUUGCUUGCUUAUCUCUUGUGUUGGGCUCCUCUCCCUUCGUUCGAAUAUUAUUGUACAUGGGGAGAUCCCAUAACACCUCAACUCUUACGGUACCGAGAGUUAUGUAUUCAAAGCGAAACCACAACUUUCUUACAUCAAAUUUCUCUCGCUAAA